UAACUUGCGGUUGGGUACAAUUCUCGCCUGUUAAGAGAUCACGAGAAGAAAGUUCCGUCGAUUUCUUGGGCCAAAGUUUAAGUAUUUUUCUUUCAUUUCAUUUCAGAGCUGUAAGUCUUUUUGACCAGUAUUUGUGUGGAGCAACCGCCAAUGGGGAUUUAGGAUUGGAUGAAGUUGUCAAGCAAGGCUGUUUGAAGACUUUCCGCAUUUACUGAUAAAACAUCGCGCCUUCUCAGCUUAACUUAAAGUUCAGGUUCUUGACUUGGCAUGCUUGGUCAAGGUCAAUGACACUAACUUGUUUCGGCCUAAUUUUCCGUCUUCCUGUGGAAGUCGCGCAUCGUUUGAAAAAAGGCUUGAAAGUGGGCAAGACUGUUGACAUUAAACGUACGGUAUUGGCACAUAAGUGGGCUGUACAGUACAGUGUCAGUAGGCCUACUCGUACAACUUGGACACACAAUUGUUCGGAUUUUGGCAGUUAUUCCCCAACUUUGUCUUACUGAGGUGGGGUUGACUUGAGCUGAGUUUGACGAGUUGAUAACAUACGGCUUCCCACCGACACCAUACGUAAUAGGGCCGCAGCAUUGACAUUGUUGAUCUCCACUGACCAGCUGACGUUCGUUUGGAAUGGAAGAAGUCACUGAACAGAACGGUGAAGUCACCACCGACACGCCCUUUGAACCCUGGUACCAUGUGCAAGUUACGGGAGCCACAAAGAAUGGCGGAUUCAUCAAUUUUGAUGUAGUCACAAAGAAGUUGGAGGCCAGUGGUCAAGAAACGACCGUGCAACGUGUCUAUGAAGACUUUGAGUGGUUGCAGCACUGCCUCAUGACAGACUCGGACACCAGUGGAAUCAUUAUGCCACCGGUACCACCAAGGCCCAUGGCCUCAGCAGCAGAUGCCGCAGCCAAAGCAAAGAGAGAAAUGGGCACUGAUACCAAGGUCAAAGGUGAUGAGUUUUACAAGCAUUGUCGAUCCUUUGAAAAAUACUUGCAACUGGUCGUCCGACACAGCUUCCUAGGAAAGAAUGAAUCACUGGCCAAAUUCCUCACAGAACCAGAGCCGCCAGUCCGGGCCAAACUCAAGAACUCUUUCCUGACCAACCUGACCAAGGCUGUCGGGGAGGUGCGGAAGGGGGGUCACCAAGACUUGGACCCUACCUUCCAGAAGGAGCGCAGCACCGUCAACGAAGUGGUCAAGAUCAUGGCGGACACCAGCUUGCACUUCAAUAACGUGUUGAACAUCGGCGAGAGGUUCUCCGCCUCCUUGAACCAUCUCUCUACGGCCCUGUGCUUAGCCAGCACUGCCUCCGAAGAAGGACCCACUUCAGAUGUCAAUAAACUGCAGUUGCACUUUGCCAAGGCCAUCGAACAUUACUCCCAUGGAGUUGACAUCUAUGUCGCCAAUGACGAGAAGACAUUGGGUUUCUGCCUGGACCACUAUGCAAGAUACUUAGAGUCGGAGAAGGCUAUGCUCUACGUUAGGACGUGCAAGCUGAUGGAAUUUGAGAACGCCACAAAGUCAUUGGAGAAAGCCAAACCCCUCAAAAAGGAGGCCGCUGAGGAGCUCAAAGAAAAGCGAGAGAAGGAGUUUAAUGCUGUAUCUGAGGUUGCCAAGAAAGAGAUUACCAAGUUCCACCGACAGCGGGUAGUUGAGUUCCAGAAGGCACUCAUCUUGUACGCCGAGGCCAAAAUCAAGACAGCCCGGGAUAUAUCGGCCCUUAUUGCCAAGGACCUCAGCACCCUCAAGCAGAUGGAGUUUAGUAAUGGAUCAGCUCAUUAGGGAUUGGCUACAAAUUGUGUCAAGUGGAUGGAGUAAAAGGAGAUUUAUUGCAGGAGGAAUGGCGGGCUUCCUUCUAAAUGAGUGACUUGUUGCAAACUGAGCUGCAUCUGUCGUUGUAAAAAUCACACACGACAAGUAUUUCUGCCAGACUUAAAAGACAUUCCUGGAUCAUUUUCAUCUUAAAUAUAAAAAAACUAAUUACAGCCAUGUUUGGCAACCGACCCUUAAAGUUGCUUUGUGCUCUAUGGCAGCCUCAUUGGUAAAAAUGGCGCAAGCUAUUUUGUUUGUAUUCCGGCGUCAAAGUGAGAGUACUUUGAUUGUGCAUUUGAAGUAGUAGUCUUGGCUCGAGACUGGAGUUGAUUCUUGUUUCCCUAAAGCUUAAAGCAGGCCGGUCCCUGACAAGUGUACCCUAGCCACAGCUGCCGUGGAGGGGCUACCAACAGGAAGAAUCAAAUUCAGUCUUGAGUACUUCGGCACUUGGACCCCAGAAUUUCAAAGCUUGAACAUGCACUCUUGAGGUGUGCUCAGAAUUUCUGCUGAAGUUCUCAAGGCUGGAUUUGAUUUGUCUUGUUUGAUAGCACCCUCUUCUGCAGCAGGGAGUUAGAGAGUUAGGGUAACACAAUACAAAUCCAGACUUGAAGCAAGACUAGUGAAGUAAUAGACAGUGAGGCACAUUGGCUGCCACAAGACCACAUCAACAGAUAACCUUUCUGGCAAGCUUACAAUUUUCACUCAAGCUUGUGUAUCAACAAAACAGCUGAAAUGUCAGAGAACAACAUUCCUCAAACCACAGGAUUCCCUCUAUCAAUACUGUGUUCUGUUUAUGGUGUAAAUUGAGAACACACACGUGCAACAUCAUUAGUGAAUCGAGGACAGGAACCAAAUCGAGGACGACCUCGAUUAGAAAACGUGUACAAAACCAAUGAGAGUUGUACAAACAAAGGAAAAGGGAAGAGAAACAAAAGAAAAUCCUCAAUUUACACCAUAAACAAACGUGUGUGUGUAUACUGCGCGUGUGUGUUAAACUCUAGCAGGAUGUGGCUGUUACCAUUUUCCUGAAGAAAAAUUAAACAGAUACAAACGUAAAUGCCUUAAGAAGAACUUUUGUCCUACUUUUGUGGACCGUAUGAAUUGGUGCUUUUCGUAAAAAAAAAA
Patiria miniata (bat star) is the source of this 2934-nucleotide messenger RNA. RefSeq names its product sorting nexin-5-like. Gene Ontology annotation, molecular function: phosphatidylinositol binding. The record is from RefSeq and is a predicted model, not a curated record. The transcript has 11 exons. NCBI's taxonomy places the organism in Eukaryota, Metazoa, Echinodermata, Asteroidea, Valvatida, Asterinidae. The coding region runs from base 625 to 1779 and encodes 384 amino acids.